Molecule: messenger RNA, 2520 nt
Organism: Heterobasidion irregulare TC 32-1
Lineage: Eukaryota; Fungi; Basidiomycota; Agaricomycetes; Russulales; Bondarzewiaceae
Exons: 11
Coding region: 1-2520 (839 amino acids)
Source: RefSeq, a predicted model, not a curated record
AUGAGGAAAAUCGCAGUGCUGCCUGGAGAAGAGGAUGAGAUGACUUGGAAGAGCGACUGUUUGCUGAACCCCAACCCUAGUCUAUCGUUGCACCUUUCACGGUCAAAUCCGUCAUCCCUAUUCCCCCCUCCCUCUCCUCUUCAAAGUAAACCUUGUAUCAUCUUCAUCAAUAUGAACUUUUUUUGUGACCCUGCAACCGUUCCUUCCGUAAACACACUGGUCUCAAAAAGCAUCUCGUUGCACACCACUGGCAUUUCAAGGGCCCGGAAGUCCCUCGCUCAACAUUCUGCUAUCACAGCAAGCUUGAUGCAAGGCCCUGCAACAGUGGCAGCAAUUUUGUGCCACAUAAUGCAUUCCCUGAACCUCCAGAUCAUGAAUCUGUUGACUGGACACCCUUCCCUGACCGACCAAUGUUUGAAUGCACAAGCCUCCUAUUUGAGAAGAUGCAUGCGUCUAUCGGCAGCAUCAACGAACUCUUCAACAUUUUCAUGGCUAAGAAUGUGCUGGAUAAUGCUGGAGUUUGUCAGUCCUCAUGAGCAGAGGUUUUCGAACCUAAUAUCUGGUCGAUGGGCCUGGAAGAAAUCAGAUGUGAUUGCAGAAGAUCUGGGAACCCACGGUGCGAUGCUGGUGCCCAUUAUACUCGGUACAGACAAAACGACAGUAUCCGUCGGCACGGGCAACACAGAAUUUCACCCGCUCUAUAUCUCAGUUGGGAAUCUAGACAACUCUGCGCGGUGUGCUCACGGAUGUGGCUUGAUUCCUUUAUCAUUUUUGUCAAUCCCCAAGACUUGUCGACAAUUCACAGAAGAUAAUGAAUACCGCCUUUUUCGCAAGCAGCUCUACCAUGCAUUGAUUGCACACAUACUCAGCCCAUUGCGGGAUGGAAUGACAAGCCCAGUUGUCUUGCGCUGCUCAGAUGGGCACUUUUGGCAUGCAAUCUAUGAAAUUGGGUCAUUCAUUGCCGACUAUCCCGAGCCAGUUGUGUUGGCUGGAAUUGUGCAAGGAUGGUGUCCGUGGGGCGCUUUUGAUGAUGCCGGAGACCCACGCUUUCAUGCACAUACCCAUCAGCUCCGAGAGACUUUUGAUUCUGAAACCCUAUGGUACACUUAUGGCGCUGUUGAGAAUGUCAUCAUGAAUUUUUUCCCUCAUGCCGAUAUCUAUGAACUGAUCACUCCGAAUUUACUUCAUCAACUCAUCAAAGGAACUUUCAAAGAUCAUCUCAUGACGUGGAUCCAGGACUACUUCGAGUUGACACAUGGAUUGACAGAGGCAAAGAAGAUCCUCGACAAUAUUGAUCGCAGGAUUGCCGUAGUCCCUGCCUUCCCUGGCCUUCAACAAUUCCCUGAAGGAUGCAAUUUCAAACAAUGGACUGGCGACAAUUCGAAGGCGCUCAUGAAGGUCUUUCUUCCUGCAAUUGUCAGAUAUGUGCCUGAUGCCAUGGUUCAAUCAGUCGCGGCAUUUCUUGACUUCUGUUACCAUGCACGGCAUUCCACGUACACAACAACCACCCUCAAUGCUAUGGACCAUGCGCUUACCCGGUUUCAUCACUACUGUGUCAUAUUUCAGGAGUCUGGCAUCCAGCCGGAUGGGUUUUUCCCCCCGUGUCAGCAUUCACUCGUACAUUAUGUUAUAAGGAUCAAACAGUAUGGCUCCCCUAAUGGACUUUCAUCCUCAAUCACCGAGUCAAAACAUAUUGAAGCCGUCAAGAAACCGUGGCGCCGGACAAAUAAGCAUAUGCCCCUCGGCCAGAUCCUCUGUAUCAACACCCAAAAUAGUCAGCUAGCAGCGGCACGAACAGAAUUCAUAUGCUGUGGGAUGCUUGAUGGAGAUGUACUUUCAGAUGCUUAUCGAGAAGCUGGUUUGCGCGCCGAAGAAGAUAUUGAAGAUGCCGAAGAUGCAAGAUACAGUGAUUUACGAGAUGCAGAGGAUGUCGAUGGGCCACAUACCCAGUCGAUGGUAAAACUUGCUUUGAAAUCAAAUGAUAUCUCUGCAGAUGACUUGCCUCGCUUUAAGGGACAAUUGUCGAUAUACCAUUCUGCCACCAUCACUUUCUAUUGCCCCACGGAGCUCGCAGGCAUUGGGGGUAUGCGCCGCGAGACAGUUCGGAGCACACCACGAUGGUAUGGGAAAGACAAGCGCCGCGACACCGUUCUUGUCCAGGUUGGCCCUGAAGUUGAUCUCAUGCGGGGUAUCCUUGUUGCGUGUGUGCUCCACUUCGUUUCAUUCAUUCAGCAGGAUGUGCAAUAUCCAUGUGCUAUAGUGAAUUGGUUUGUACCGAAGGACAACGAACCAGAUCAACUGACUGGGAUGUGGAUUGUGAAGCCAGAGAAGUUGAAUAGACAAAGAAGUAUUGGCAUUGUCCAUGUUGACACUAUCUUCCGUGCUUGCCAGCUGAUCGGGGUGUAUGGCACGACACCCAUUCCUCUUGACUUUCAUUUUUCUUACUCGUUAGACACAUUCAAAGAAUUCUAUGUAAACUCCUAUGUAGAUUACCAUGCACAUGAGUCUAGUAUAAUAUAG